Molecule: messenger RNA, 3926 nt
Organism: Papilio xuthus (Asian swallowtail)
Lineage: Eukaryota; Metazoa; Arthropoda; Insecta; Lepidoptera; Papilionidae
Product: chaoptin
Exons: 6
Coding region: 174-3926 (1250 amino acids)
Cellular component (GO): plasma membrane
Molecular function (GO): protein binding
Source: RefSeq, a predicted model, not a curated record
CUAACUGCUGCUCUGCUCAGGCCUCACACUGCUCGCUCAGUAUGCGCGCGGCCGCCGCCGCGAUCGGGUGUGUGUUCAAUCGUGUCUUGUUGAUGUCGGUGCCGCGAUGUCGCAGUGUGUUUGUAUCGUGUAUUACUUGACAGAUUUAUAAGAGCGACUGUUGCAGUUACGCGAUGCGUGCAUGGCGCCUGGCCACCGCGCUAUUGCUAACGGCCGUCGCGCCCGCACCCCGUGCUGCGCCCUCAGUGCUCCACGCGGCACCUGCGGCACACCCCUGCGCCGCCAACGGCCUUUGCCUGUGCCGAUCUGACCAUAUCGCCUGUGACGCCGUCCCCUUCCACAGGUUCCCUGACACGGAGGCGGGCGUGCGGCACGUGGCGGUGUCGCGCGCUCGGCUUGGUGCGCUACAGGAUGCGGCGCUCGACGGCCGGCGUCUGCGCACGCUGGUGCUCGUCGCCUCUGGGUUGCACCACAUCGAGUCAGCCGCUCUCACGUCCAUGGAGUCGACGCUGGCUUCGUUGGAUUUGAGUUACAACGAAUUCACGAACGUUCCUAUAGAAGCGCUCCGAAAUCAAAAAGUAUUAAAUUGGCUGAACCUACAAAACAACCUCAUUGCCGAGUUAGAUCCACAAAUGGAGUGGGGUUUUUUGUCAGACUCCUUGAGCAGCUUGUUGCUUAGCAACAAUCAGUUGAGCUUUAUCCGCGAGGGGACGCUGACGUCGUUACGGCAGCUGGCCCAGUUGGAACUGGACGGCAACAGGCUGCGACAUAUCGAGGCAAAAUCACUGCCGGCCUCGCUGGCGCUGCUGCGGCUGUCGGCUAACCUGCUGAGCACAGUGCCGUGCGCUGCACUGACCUCGCUUGCCCGCCUUCGCCAUUUGCAUCUGCGCAACAAUGCCUUGUCAGCGACAUUCGCUGCGAACCGUUCUUGCCGCGCCGAGGGUUACCGCAUAGACUCUCUCGACCUCAGUCACAACGACCUCACAGAUGAGUUCCAAUUCGCGUUUACACAAGGUCUACAAUUGAAGCAACUCGCUUUAGAUCUUAACGAUUUCACAUCUAUUCCUUCUUUCGUUUUUGAAUGUGGCCGAAUAGAGAAACUUUCGAUCUCAUACAACGAAAUUACCCACCUUUCGGAAACCGCGAUUCUGACGCUGAAGCAUGAUCUCGAGCGGUUAGAGAUAGAUAAUAACAAACUAACAUCUCUUCCUCGUAGCUUGCAAGAGCUGACGCGACUGCGCCACCUCUCGCUGUCGUAUAACGAACUCCGGGAAGCGGAUUGGCUGCCGCCUCAGCUUCGAUACCUUUCACUGGCUGGAAACUAUUUGGAGGGAUUUCCGCUGUCCCUGAAUACAUUAGAGCCUGCGACACUUCGUUACCUCGACAUAGGUUAUAAUCGUAUUACGCACGUGUCAUCAGAAUGGUUCGGGCCGUGGUCGGGCGCGCUCAGCACGCUGAAUGUGCGCGGGAACCGCAUCUCGCAGCUGGCCGGAGACGCGUUCCCCGCGGCCUUGCCGCUCACAGAGCUAGUUCUUAGCUUCAACGAUCUUUACUACGUGGAAUCGAGUGCCUUCGCUAACUUGACCUCCCUGCGCGUGCUGGAACUCUCCUCGACGCUUUUCAGCGGGGAAGUGCCUUCGGGUCCCGCCUUCCAGGACCUCAAAUGGCUUACUUUAGAUAAUAAUAAUAUCCAUUUCUUUUCUUCAAACGAUAUGAAAUUCUACAAUUCUUUAGAGUACCUAAAUUUAGACUUUAAUAAGCUCCUGGAAUUUCCGAGCCAAAUGUUAGAAACGAAAACGUCCUACAGACUGAAGGAACUGAGACUGUCGUACAACUACAUUGCGAGGGUAAAUCCUGUAUUUCUGACGAGUCUUUCAGAUUUACACAGCCUGGACCUUUCUUACAACCGCGUACAUAACGUGAGCGCACGAACCUUUUCUAAAUUAAAUAAUCUCAUUUACUUGAGUCUAGUUGGUAACGCUAUUGAAAUAAUAGCUGACAACGCCUUCAGCGAUCUGAUUAAACUUGAAAUUCUAGAUUUACAAGAAAAUAAUUUAGUCGAAUUUUCAACACGAUUUUUUCGGAAUGUUUCCAACGAAGAAAGUAAUUUCUCGAUAAACGUCAGCCACAAUAUGAUCACGGCGCUCGUCGGGGGACCGAAUGUGUUCAUAAGUAUUUUAGAUUUGUCUCAUAAUUUAAUCGAAACAAUAUCUAGAUCUUUUUUUGAUUCAUUUUCUAAGCAUGUUCGUCAAAUUUUACUUUCUCAUAACAGGCUCGUCCACAUAGACGCCUCGGGCUUCGGGCCCCUGCCGCGGCUCCUGACCCUUGACUUGCGUCACAAUAAUAUCACUACCAUUAGACGAAAAUCUUUUGCGGAACUUGUCUCACUUCAAAUAUUGGACUUGUCAGAUAACAGAUUAAAUCAGCUCUCCGUCGAACAAUUUCACAAUUUACAAAAGUUACGUCACCUUCGAUUAGAGUACAACGAGCUUCGUGCCCUGCCUCGCGAUUGCUUUAAGAACACGCUCCUAGAGAGUCUCGAGCUAGGCAACAAUCGGCUCGCGCUGUUCCCGAGUACUGCGCUGGCGCAAGUCGGGUUCACGCUGCGCCGCUUGCACCUGCCGGCCAACCGGCUCGAGCACCUGGACGCCGCAAUGUUCCAUGACAUUCCUUUCUUGCACGAAUUAAAUCUUGCGCACAACGCGCUCACUGUGCUAUCGGACAAUACGUUCUCCGGCCUAUCGCGGCUGCAACUUCUCGACCUCUCAUAUAAUCAUAUAAAAACGAACUAUAAAGAACUGUUCCACAAUUUACCGCGCCUACGUCGUCUCGCGAUGGCAGGCAUUGGACUGAGAACCAUACCUCACAUGCCCCUCGUAAAUCUCACAGAACUGAAUUUAAAUAAUAACUUAAUCACGUCGUACCAAGAAGUCGUGGUGCGCCACCUGGCCGACCUGAGGGCACUCGACCUCUCGCGGAACCACAUCACGUCGCUGCGGCCGGCCAUGUGGGCCGCUCUGCCUCGCCUCGCAGCUCUCGAUUUGUCCUCCAAUCCUAUAGUUCGCAUCACGUCUGGCGCCUUCGACGGUCUACAUCGUUUGCUUCAUUUACGUCUGGACAAUCUUCGAAAUUUGGACGCUGUGGAACCGCGCGCUUUCCGCACGCUGGCGUCGCUGCGCUCGCUCGGGCUCGAGUCCCCCGCGGGUAAAGGGCGCGGGGCGGCGACGCUGGCCGACAUCACGGCGGCCGUGCCCUGCCUAGAGAUGCUGACAGUGGUGGUGCGCGUGGCGUCGCUCGAAGCGCAGCUGUGCGGCGUGCACGCGCCCCGCCUGCGCAUACUUGAGGUACGCGGCGGCACGCUGCGGAGCGUGGCAGCGGACGCUUUCGCAGCGCUCGGUCGGCAGCGCGCGCUCACGUUGCGCCUGAGCGGCACGGGCGUGAGCUCGCUUCCGGCGGGGUUGGCGAAGCCGCUAGCGCGCGUGCCGCACCUCGCACUCGACCUAAGCGACAACCGCCUCGUCAGCUUCAGCCCCGCCACCUUGUAUCCCAAUCUUACCGACUGGAAUAGACUUGCGACAAAACUUCUACCGGGCGGCUUGGUGCUGGCGGGCAACCCGCUACGCUGUGGCUGCGCGGCCUCGUGGGUGGGCGCGUGGCUGCGACGUUGGACGGCCGAGGUCGGCGGCGGCGGGCGCGGCGCACGGGCGGCGGCAAGACGCAGCCACUGCCGCCCAGCCGGCCCGCUCGCCGCCCCGCGACCUCUGCUCGCGCUCGUCGCCGACGACGCGGAGUGUCACGCCAGCGCGCUCGCAAGCGCCGCGCUGCGCCCCGCACCGCGCCCCGCGCCCCCUCUCCUCCUGCUGCUCCUGCUGCUGCUGCUCCUGCUCCCGCACAAACUUAUUUAUGAAAUGAUAAUAUGCAGCUAG